GAACAGCAGAAAGGAGCAAGUGCAGCCCUAAAGGCGACCUGUACUGCAGAAAGCUGUGUGAACACAGUGGAAAUUGCCAGAGUGGCAAAAAGCUGGGGUAAAAGGUUUUUAACGUGUAGCCUUAGGGGCAGCGCACACAGAGUGAUUAACUGCAGUGCUGGAACAGAAAAGUGGUGCCUGGUACCUGUCCACUAACCGCGGCUCGAACUGGGCGGGGAUCGCCUGCAUCCUCUGCUGGCCCGGCCCCAUCAGCUGCGGGUUUACUGCCAUCAGCUGGUUCCUCAUUAGCAUCUCCUGCCGCUGCCGCAGUUCUGCGAAGCACACACGGUUCUGCUGUCAGUGGGGAACUGUGGGAGAGAGUACAGAGGAAUAGAGCCUCGGAAAAGAAAAACCACUUGUGCAGAGCUGCUGCUAUCAAACUGAUGAAGACAGAAACUUGUGAGAGAAAACUGCAUGGAAAGUUAGUAUUAAGGAAAGGAGUGAGGUUUUGUUUGCAUGUCAUGGCUCAUCUAUCUCAGAAACCCUGAAAGCUCUCUAAAAACUGAAAAGUGUGAAAGGGAUCCUGAGGUGUAUCCAUGGAAAAGACAGAUGACCAGAACUGCCAGGAUACACAUGAAGAAGAGAACCCAAAGCGUUCCCCAUUUGACUUUGUUAUAAAACCAUUCCAAGGAAAGAAGUGUGCUCCUGAAGAAAGGAAGGAACAGCCUUCAGCCAUCAAACAAUUCUUCAAAGGCUUUGACUUUGGGAAAUCUGAAGUCAAGGACAGAAGGGAAAUUGAAGAAACAGAAAUAAAAAAUGCUGGAGAUGAUGAGCAGAGUGAAAAGCAAGAUUUUUCUGUAGAAGAUGGACUUUCACAUCUCACUUCUGAAGCAGAGUCACCAUCUGGUGAGCAGAGAUUUAACCAGUUCAUGGAGAAACUGGGAAAGAAACCCAACAGCAAGAAUCUGGAUCUAAAUAAUUGUGCACUAAGUGCAGCAGAUAUAACAGAGCUGGCUUCUUUGCUGCCGUUUCUCCCAGAGCUGGAAGAGAUCAGCCUGUCCUGGAAUGGUUGUGUUGGUGGGACUUUGAAAGCUCUCACUGUCCAUCUUCAUCAUGUGAACCUGUUAAAAGUCCUCCGACUUAACAACUGCAGGCUGACAGCUGAGGAUGUCAUCUCCUUAGGGGAGGCAUUUGAAAUUGUUUCUCAGCUUGAAGAACUGGAUUUAUCAUGGAACAGUAGCAUAGGUGGAAAACUAUCACUGCUGACAAAAAAACUUCAGGAAGGAUGCAAAUUAAAAUGUCUGAAAAUUACGGAUUGUAACCUGACGGCAAAGGAUGGAGAAUCCCUUGCCGACAUUCUAAAUGUGAUCCCAAACCUCGAAGUAUUAGAUCUCUCUAUCAACAAAAACAUUGGCUGCAGCAUGAAGGUUAUUGCUCAGGAUCUGAAAAACGUGCCAGGCUUGAAAGAGUUAAACUUGCACAUGUGUGGAUUAAAGCAAGACAGCCUCCAGGGCUUAGACACUGCUUUACAGCACCUUGCAGAGCUAAGGAAAUUAGACAUCUCGUGCAACAGAGAGAUUGGCGGUGGCUUUAAAGCCUCAACAGCUCAUUUGGCCAGCUUGAAAAAUCUGGAAAUCCUUGAUCUUCACCAGUGCUGUGUCACAGAAGAGGACAUGACUGUUUUGUCCCAGGUGAUACCUUUACUCUCCAGUCUUCAAGAGCUGAAUUUAUCCUCGAAUAAAAAUGUAGGACUCUCAUCAGAUCCUCUUCUGGGCAGGCUCAGGUUUUUACCAAAGCUGAGAUCUGUGACCAUCAGCAAUUGUGGCUUAGGUGAAGAGUCCCUCUCAUCCCUAGCUGAGGCUGCCCUUCACCUUCCUGAACUGGAGAUAUUAGACCUUUCUUGGAAUAAGUGCGUUGGUGGGAACCUAAAGCUGCUUUUGGGAGCACUAAAGCUUGCAACGGAGAUUCAAGUGUUGAGACUGAGCAGCUGUAACCUGGUGGCUGAAGAUUUGGCACUUCUAACAUCCCUGAGGCAAAAUGGCCAUUUAGCCAGGUUGCAGAAGCUGGAUUUGAGCUAUAAUAACAACAUCUCUGAUGAAGGCUGGGCUGUUUUCUGCCAAGGUUUGGGUGCCUUCAAGGAACUCUCAGAGCUGGAUGUGAGCCUCCGACCAUCGUCCUGCCGGGACUGCGGGCCAUGGUUCGGGGAGCUGUUGGCAGCACUGACACAGCUGCCAGCCUUGGCAGAGCUGGGCAUGCAAAGAUGGGCCCUUUCAGAGUCCCAGAGGAAGCAAGUGGAAGGCUUCAAUCAAGACAACAAAAGAAACAUUCGUUUUGACUGUUGAUGAAGGUUGGAGGUGUCUGGAAGGCCUUUUGGGAGCAGCACAGGAACUAAGAACUAUGUGUCUCCGACUUAGAAGACUGCCGUUUUUAAUAAUCUCUUGAAAUAUAUUCACAAUUAGAGAAAGCUGUUAUUUGGCCUUCUGCACCACAGAUCAUUCAAUUUAACAGCAUUCUUUCAGAUUCUCUGGGCCAUGCUUACACUAGUUAAUCUUCAUUUUGUGAAUACUGCCAAGGCCACUGCCCACAGAGCAGUGCUGGGGUCAGAGGGACACACUGCAGGUUUGGCAUGGAGGGAAGGGCUGGGAUUUGUGUUAGUGCAGGUGGGUGGGCAGUGUGAAUGUGGCCUCAGAAAAUACCUCUAAUGUGAAAAUUCUUGAAACCUCCAUGUUUUAAAUUUUAGUUUCUUCUCCCUCCAAACUUUUGUCUCUCUGUGAAUUAGUUAAAUCAUAACUCAGAGAUUUGGCAUUAAUCCCAACAACUCAACAUUAUAGAUUAGUCCAGGAAGGAGAAUACAGAAGGAGCUGGUCUGCCUCUGCUCUGGCCCUUGAUGCCAUCACAUAGUGUAGCCAUCUCAUAGCGUAGAUGAUUCCUGUGUAGAGAAUCAGCAUAAAAUCAAGGUAAGAAACACUUAAUUAGUCUCUUUGCUAGUCUCAGGGGCAAGUAAAAAUCUAUGGUACAUUAAAUCAGAGAAGUGUCCUGCUACUUUAACAAGAAUUUUGGAUACAGAGCAAUCAAUAAGUGCCAAAUUCUGGCACAGUCACUUGUGUCAUGGAGCAUGUUAACCCACACGUGAGCUCCAGGACUGCAGUGGGAUUAUUCAUUGGUAAGGUAUUUUAGGAAGUAAAGGUAUUAGAUCUGCCCACUGAGUGAGGAGUCUUAGAGAAAUCCUGGGGCAGCUUGAGGGAUAAAGUACUGCUCAAUUAGCUCUGAGCAUCUCUACACACUGCAGCAGUCUCCUGGAGGAGAGGCACAACAGGAUUAUUCAGUGGCACUUUCCUAACUUGUUUCUUAGCUUUCCCCCCCAGUAUGUUCUCCCCUGCAGAUGCUGAUCAAUAUUCAGCUUUCAGUCCAUGCAACCCUUCCAGCAUCAGCUUUUGCCUGUUCAGGGCUAUAACCAGCAGCUGACCCUGCUGUGCUGAUAUCUAUUGAUCAUUUAAUCCAUGAUUUUGUGUAAGAGUCACCCUGGACUUCCUGGUUCCACUUUCAGUUACACUUGAAAAGUGUACUUGGCUCCCCCAGCUCAGAGAAAUGUGACUUGAACUGGAGUCUCUUGGUCAGGAGCAGCAGGGAAUUGCUGUGUGGGAUCCUAAACCUCUGAAAUAAAGCAAAGAGUCCCUGCCUCAUUUAGGGAUAACAAGAAAGAUUUUCAAGCAGUGACUUAAGCCAGGACUGUUGUUCUAAUGAGGAAACACCAUCAUGUCUGUUUAACAGCAUCACACCAACCUAUUCUCUUUAUCACUUGUCUUCAUGUGACUUUUCUCCUCAAAUCCACCUUUGAUCCAGCUGGGAGGUUGAUUUUUUUAUCUGUUCCAUGAGAGUUUCUCUGAAUUAAUCCUUUCCCACUUGAACCUCUCUCUCCAGUUUACCUUUAAUGUCCACUUUCUGUUGAAAUCUUCCUGACUUAAAUCAACUUCAAUGUUUGGGUUUCUUGUUCUUUCAUAGUUGGGUUCCUCAUUCUUAUCUCCAGAGCACAGGACAGACUGGAUGCUGGCAAACUCUCCCCUGCUUCUGAUCCUCCUGCUCAGUCUUUUGCUCUCUUAUUAUUCUGUCAUGCCAAUUGUGCUACUAAAAAUCUUUUGUUCCUUUUAUUACCUCUACUAAAUAUCUUGUCAAUCUGCCAAUCUGCACAGAAAUCUCUCUUCCAGUGAUUUUCCCCUUGUCUGUUUCUGAUUCAUCCUUCUCUCUGUUCUACUUUACCUUCGCUUAGGGUGAAAAAAAAUUCAUUAGACAUUUCCAAAUAAUCAAAACAGCCUCAGUUACCCACUGAAAUGGAAAAUCAGAACAGAGCUGUCCCACUUUGCUGCAGUCCCAGCUCACUCCUGCCAAUGAGCAUAUUAAUGAGAUUCCAGUAUCAAUCAAGAGCCAAACAGAAAUGAGUUCCAUACCCUGGAUGCAGAUUCAGGGAGCACUGCCUGGAGAUGGAACUCUGGGAAGAGCUGGUCUCAGAGACCCUGCCCUUAUCAACUCCCUCAGGAUGCAUCACCUUCCCUGAGGCAAGGGGAGGGAGGGCAGGACUGCAGUUCUGACCAGCCAGUUAAAGUAAACCAAGGCUUCUGCUCCCACCCACUCUGCAUUUUGUCCCUGCACAGUGGCUGGCCCCAGUCCAGCUCGAUGCCCUAGGUACUCUGCAAAUGAAACUCGGGGGCUUAAGGGCAAUACAGAAUAAAAACUAGACAAGGACAUCAUGUGUCUAGGAGAAACAGUUGUCUGCCUGUCAAGUGCUGAGGAAAGACAUGGUUGCACAUAAAUUUGGCAUGCAAGAAUUAUAGCAAUAUUAGGUUUGUAACGGUUCUUUUUAAUAAGGAAGGUGUUACGAUGUGUCGGGACCAGAAUCAUGGUGGAAAUUGCAUUCUGCAGACACAGUGCUUUCAAAUAAGCCUGUCACACACAGACACACCCCAAACUGUCACCAAGCCAUCUCAGACGUGAGCAGUACCACCAAGGAAGUGACAGCUUGCAGUCAUUCAAAGUGCUGUAACUGCAGAUUGUCAAAGCAUCAGUGAACAGUUUUGCAAGAGCAUGGAGAUAGUUUCAAACAGCUUUUUACACCUAUGUAAGACAGGAUGGUAAUGCAGGUCCUGCCAGAAGUGUGUGUUCUGCCUGUCUGGAAUCCUAUUCCAUAUUUCCAAACAAGGUACUGAUCAUUUCUGGAGGUAAGAGCAUAAGUAAGGUUUAUAAACUGUGAUAUUGUUGGGAUCAUUACUAAACACUGAGAAACAACAAGAGUUUUAAAGGCUGAGCUUUGAUAUUAUUCCUGUUCUGACAGUUCUGGCCUGAUGCUGUACCAUGUACCUAAAGAGAUUAAGAAUCCCUUCACUCCUGCAUUUGGGAGCAGCUGAAGUCCAUGGAAUUUCCAUGUUGCAGCAGAACAAGAUCUUACCCCUUCUAUUGCUCCUGCCUGCAAUUUGCUUAUGUCUUCUGGCAGACAUUUAAUUCCUUUAUCUUGCCUCAGCUAUAAUCUUUCUAAUAACUCCAGGAGAAAGAUCUCCUUUGGAAAGAUAUUGAAUUUAUUUUCAGAAAGUCUAAGUCAUUUAAAAUUUUCAGUUCCUUCACCUCCACAGGUAUCUAGACACAGUCAUUAAAAAGAUAUAUUAUGUCAAUUAAAUAGUAAUCUUUGGGAUUUUGUUUUUAGGAAAGAAAUCUCCUAAGAAAAUUCUGUGGAGCUGCAUUACUGUUGAUAGAUGAACACAGAAUAUUCUGCUCAUUAAUGUCACAUUAUACCUCACAGCAUGGAGGAAAUUUUGGCAAAGACAUCUGUGUUGUUUCCUGUGCUGGAAAGAUUUCUUAUGGGUUUAAUUUUAUUUCUUAGCAGAAAGAUUAGUCUGCUUCUUCAUUUCCUUUGUAUGCACAGAGCAGGGGAGAGCAAUUUAAAUUAAUGAAAUCUGAAAGUGAGUAUUCUGCAUAAAUUACUACUUCUGUAAAUAUAACCUUCAAGAAAAAAACUGCCAGUGGAAUCAAAAAAUUAUUGGAAAAAAAGCAUUGCAUUAUAUAAAAAGGAAAGUGUGUUCUGAGCCCUAAAAUGAGGAUGUCUAUGAAUACUCUUGCACUUAGCAUUGCCCAGGGGUGCAUAAUUGUUCAUUAUCAAAUAAACAGCAAAUGUUCAUGGAGUUAAAGACAUUAACAAUAUCACAUCCUUUUUUAAAUUGCCCUUUGCUCACUUUGUGACAGAUUGAUUCUGUGCAAAUGCGACUCUUAUUUUCCAGUAUACAGGAAAAAAAAACCAAAAAAACCCCAAAGAUGUGAAAAACUGCAGCAGUUCCUCCAGUCAGGAUUCCAUCUUUAUGAUCCGACACAAAGGUCAGUGUUUCCACGUUCUUGCUGUUUUCUCCCUGCCUGAAUACUGAGAUGCCCAGAAUAAUGAGGAACCCAGGCUCGGGUGUGGACCAGAAGAAUGUCCCUUCUCACUGGUUGUAAUGGAGAACUUGGAUCGUGCAAAAGGGUAUCAAUAAAAUAAAAAUUACAACAAAAGAACAAAUACAUUUUUCA
Molecule: messenger RNA, 6525 nt
Organism: Hirundo rustica (Barn swallow)
Lineage: Eukaryota; Metazoa; Chordata; Aves; Passeriformes; Hirundinidae
Gene: LRRC31
Product: leucine rich repeat containing 31
Exons: 12
Coding region: 576-2321 (581 amino acids)
Molecular function (GO): protein binding
Source: RefSeq, a predicted model, not a curated record